Messenger RNA from Spodoptera frugiperda (fall armyworm), 703 nucleotides. Its product is annotated as protein THEM6. Bases 81 to 677 code for a protein of 198 amino acids. The transcript is spliced from 3 exons. NCBI's taxonomy places the organism in Eukaryota, Metazoa, Arthropoda, Insecta, Lepidoptera, Noctuidae. The record is from RefSeq and is a predicted model, not a curated record.
UCCGUCGCUCAUUCGCUCCACAGAUAAAAAACUACUCCAAAGUCUGUAGCAGUAGGGUAAAGGAACAUUUUGUCACCAAUAUGUUACAAUACGUUGUAUUAGUGUUUGUAGUUUUGAACAUAGUUUGUGAUAUCAAUUACUUGAUUAGAACGUUAGUCUCGGUACUGACUGGAAGGCUGUAUCAAAGGAAAUAUGCUUUGAAUGAAACAACCACGAUAUAUGGUAUUUGCACGUUUCAAGACUGUGAUAUAAACUUCAGAAAUAUUCGAAUAGCCAGGCUACUUCGGGAUCUUGACUUCGCGAGGUAUCACUUUUAUGAGAGGACCGGAAUCUACCAGAGGAGUAGAGAGCUCAAAAUUAAAUCGCUACAAGGGUGUACACUGACUGUAACUGAUGAUCCAGUGCCUUUGUUUGCGCCUUACAAAAUUAAUACCAAGCUCGUCUAUUGGGAUGAUCGUUCUUUAUUCUUGGAGCAUGAAGUGAUAACCAUACGUGAUGGUAAAGUUCGAUCACUGCUAUUAUCCCGCCAGCACGCGAUAGGACGAAAUGGGGACUCAACAGAAGCAUUACUUGCAAACCUGCCUGGUUCAGAACUUCAGCCAUCUUGCCCUGAAUACAUCGAACACUGGCUGGAAAGCAUGCGAAUAAACAGCGCAAAAUUAAAAAAGGAUAGUUAAUUUAAUUAAAGAAAAUGUAUUUCUUG